This is a messenger RNA of Sphaeroforma arctica JP610, 2203 nucleotides long. RefSeq lists its product as hypothetical. The record is from RefSeq and is a predicted model, not a curated record. The coding region runs from base 1 to 972 and encodes 323 amino acids. Lineage: Eukaryota; Ichthyosporea; Ichthyophonida. Gene Ontology annotation, biological process: tRNA splicing, via endonucleolytic cleavage and ligation; tRNA-type intron splice site recognition and cleavage. Gene Ontology annotation, cellular component: tRNA-intron endonuclease complex. Gene Ontology annotation, molecular function: tRNA-intron lyase activity; nucleic acid binding. The transcript has 3 exons.
AUGCAUUUGUCGUCGGACUACACAGCCACCCCCACCACAAAGGCUUAUUCAAACAAAGAGGCUGUUAGCGAUGCCAAGACUGACGUGACCACUGCAGUUGAUGGAACUAAACAUGCUGAACCGCGUAAGGCUAAGUGUUUACCACCGAGCGAUACACUCUACGCAUAUACAUCUGAUUUAGGCGGCUUGCAGUCAGGUGACAAUAGUACCUCGCAACCCGGAGGAGAUACCGACAUGCGCACAAUCGAGGAUAGAAAGUUCGAACAAUACAAGCACACCGUGGGACGCAUAGCGGAUGACUUGGGUGCGCAUGCGGUAGUGCCCACAGAGAAUGAGGCGGGCUGUGCGGUAUCAACGAAGACGGGCCACCAGUCACAGGAUACGGUUGAAACAGGUCAUGUACAGUCCCUAGUUGCGGGGACAGGUGCAGUGGAAAAGGCCCUGAUAAGGGCAGGUGAUAUAGUUGAACGAGAGGUGCUCGGAUUGGAAGAGACCUUCUAUCUGGUGUAUGGCUUGCAGUGCUUGGACUUGUACCGUGAGGGUAACGAGACACCGAUGACCAUCCAAGAUGUCUGGACGGCCUUCUGCACACUGCACGCUGCAUUCAUCCCCCGGUACACCGUCUAUCACCACUACCGUGCCUGUGGGUGGGUGCCGCGGUCCGGUCUGAAGUACGCGACGGACUUUGUGUUGUACAAGAUGGGUCCUAUAUUCACCCAUUCCAGCUAUAAUGUCCUGAUACGCACGGAGAAUGCACCGGAAGGGUUUGGACAGGGCCUGGCCUGGAUGUCCCGACAGGAGGGAUGGGGCAAGAUACAGAAUCUGCAACGGAUGACCGAGGGUGUCGCUAAGGAUACCGUACUGGCGUGGGUGCUAUUCCCUACGACAUUUGACUGCACAACCCCUGAGUGCCUGGGCCAACUACAAGUAGAUGAGUACAUCAUUCGAAGGUGGAGGCCGGAGGGUACGUGAGCGCGUUUGAGAACGAGGUCAGCGGUUUAUAUGCAACGCAAACCAGGUGUGCAGGUGGUAAAAUAACGCUUGGGCCUCGUUGCUGCUUGCGAGUGAGCGAGUACAUAAUCCGAUGGAGGAGGCUGGAGGGUAUUUAAACAGCCUUAUUGUAUUCGGGAUCAACUUCAGAUUGUGGUCGCUAUAACCUUAUACUGCUGGUUGUUUUUGCACACCUCUGAGUCGCCAGGGCCAACUGUAUCUUCACCAAGUUAGUAAGCGGAGGCAGGAGAGCACCAAGUAGCGCUAGAGUGGGAUGGGAUGAGUUUGCAGCACAUAGCACACAAUUUCAAACACCAACAUAGUACAGAUCGGAGGGGGAUAGCUCGAGCCUUUGUAAAGAACGUGAAUGGACGAGUACAUCGCGCGAAGGUGGAACCUGAGAGCAUCUCAAUACCCGUACACAGCUGUUGAAGUCCAGUACUUAUCAGUGUAUACCAGUAUACCAGUGUCUAACUCAGUGGAGUGUGUCAACACUUGACACGAUAAGAUCUACACACGAAGUGCACAAAUUUUUGAGUGCCUGCGCCCACUACAAAUAGAUGUGCAUAUCCGCUCAAGGUGAGGACCCCAUGGUGUGGUAGAAACACGGAUUUUCAACCGUGUCAACUAGGUUUGUACAUAACCAGGACGCGACAGAACUAGUAAAGAGCUGCCUGAUGUAUUGGCAAGUAAUCGGAAUCUGUUGUAUGACCUGGCCAGUUACACAAUGUGAUCAAUUUGUGCUCUCAGAGGAAGGUAGCCCCGGUUUGAGAGCAAGUGAUACCCAGAAGUUGUUUCAUUGAACAAUCUUCCAAGUCAUACCUAGCAGUACCCAUCACAGAUCCCAAAGAGCUGAUACGACUUUGAAAAAUUGGGAGGGGGGGGUGUGGGCUACUACUGGGUCUGAUCACUAUUGAUAGCCCAAAAGAAUCUAGUACUAGGUCACCAAUUAGAGUCCAAUAUAAGAAUAGUCCACAGCAAGUGGUGCAUAUAAAAGCUAGCGAUCCUGACCCCCGUUGCUCUUGACUGACACACCCCACGUGCAAUGGAUGUUUAAGGAACAAUAUGCGACAGCCUCCAAAAGUGAUUGCAAGGUUACUGGUUACUGCUGUCUAUUAUCUGUAUAAGUAUUCUCCAGUACGUGUCGCACCUAUUACACUAUUGUACCCAAAUUAAACAUCAUAGGGAAAGGUAGGCGAACAACCCCCCUCCC